CUUUGUGAUAGGGGCAGCUGUUCCAGGGCCCACCUGCGACUCAAACACUGACGACCACUCAAGCAGGACUCCUUCCCAUCCCUCCUUCCUUCCUUGGCUCUUUUUGGCUGUGCCAACCGACACCCAGGCACUCACCCCUUCUCCGCCAGCCACACCCACCUCUGCCACUACUUCCACCGUCGACCCACCUGCCGUAUCCAUCAUUGCUUCACUUGUCUGGCUGACCCACCACUCACUCACUGACCGUUGUCUGCGGCCGCGACCCAGCUUCUUGAUAUGAUAAUGAGGCUGCUGGCGCUGAUCUGAGGUGUGUGCUUCGUCAGUGUCGUCUAAUGCCCGCAGCAUUCAGCAGACUGGCCGUAAGCACAGAUGAGUCGGGGGGGGGUUCAGACGAUACUGCAUGUCUUGUCUGUCUGUCUGUCUGUGGUGCAGCGAGGGGCACGUAACGAGCUGUACACGGCCAAAUGGUUUGUGGUCGGGUGGGCUCUCCUGUGCUUCUCUUUGGUUAUCAUGUUCGCCACUCACUACUACCUUGGUCAGUCACACAUGUCCUGCAAGCCAAGCCACCCCGCUCACAGAAACGCAUCCGUGUGUGCGCCGCGCCCUGAUGUGAUGUGUGCCUUCCAGAGUGCUACUUCAUCGCGACUGCCACAGAGGUGAGUGACUUGUUCUUGACGAUCGAUCACUCACUCACACACACAUGCAUCACUCGCCUCAUUGAGUGCGUGUGCAUGUGAAUGGAUGUUGUGUUUUGUGUGUGUGUGCGUGCGUGUGUGUCAGUUGCUCGUGGGGACCGCCCUCCUGUUCGUUGGCCUACUCGCCAUCAAGUACCGAUGGGGCAAAGGCAUGAAGUUCUUCAUCUCACUGUGAGCAUCCACCCAGCCAGCCGACACAUGAGCACAUCCACACAAACGAUGCACUCACUGCACUGCACAACGCGUUGUGUGUGCCCGUGUGCUCUGCAGAGGGUUGUUGAACGCGACACUGGUGGGUCUGUGGGUGCUGGAGAUCGAGAUGCCCGACACCCGUCGGCGUCGCGUCAUCAACAUGGACAUCGACACCUCACCCCACGGAGGCAACAGCGCACCCACCGGACACCCACCUAUGGUCCCCACACUGCCCGCACACACCAACGAAUGGUACGUACGCCUCGCAGCCAUGCCAUGCAUGUGCACUGCAGACGGACGGACGGCCGCAGUGCAUGCAAUGCAACGUCUCGUGUGUGGUGUCUCGUGUUGUGUGAAAGGUAUUCGGUGUUGUCUCUCGGUUCGGUGUCGGCGAUGGUGCUAUGCCUCGUGCAGCUACUCAUCCUGCCCAUCGCCUAUAACCUCAUGUAUGUCACACAUACACACGGAGCGAUCGGACAGAGUGACGGACGACUGGACUGGCAUGCACUCGGUGCACCUCUCUGUGCUGUGCCUGUCAGGAAACGCUUUAUGGAGCAUCCGUACAGCCCGAAUGACGUGUUAGCGGCUGAGAAGGCCAACCUGGCUGCAUCACUGCAGGUGGGGUGGUCAACCACAUCACACACGCACACGCACACACACACAAGGCCUCUCUCUCUCUCUAUCUCUCUCUCUCUCGCUGAUGGCGUUGUUGUGGUGUUCAUUCAGCGUCACCAGGAGAUUUGGGAUCAGUGGGAUCGCGAGACCGUCCUCCAAGAAGACGAGCGAUGCUCACCCCGCCACCUCACGCCAGAGACGCCCAGCCUGCAGGCCAACAACGAGCCCCUCUGGCUCCCACCGCUCCCCAAGAUCGCCCCUUCCUCGCUCGCCACGGCCAUCCCCGGCAUGCCCGACCCCCUCACCGUCAGCAGCAGCAGCAGCAGCAGCACGUGCACACCCACUGGGACGGGGGGCGGCGACCUGGAGAUGGGCGUGGGGAUGGGCGAUGGCGUCACGCCGUCCAGCCCCACCAUGUCUGUGGGCGUGAGGGAUGCCACGGUCACCGACCGGACCCUGCAAUUCAUCGAAACGUAUGAGCGGUCCAUCGAUCAGGUCAGUAAGGCAUGCAUGAGAAAGAGACGUCCAGACCAGACACACCACUGCAUCUCAUUUUGUAUAUAUGUAUCGAUCCAUCCCUUCCUCAGAUUGUCGCAUCCGGGCGGCUCCCCCGUUGUGUGGACCACGUGGAGGAGGCGGCUGACGACCUGGCUACCCCCGCCCCAGCUCAUGCCCUCCCGCCCUUCUCCACCACCACCACGCCCCGCUCAUCAGACCUCUUCCCCGCCGCCCCCACCAGCACGCCCCUCCCCACCCCGUCAGCAGCAUCCUCCACCUCGGCCAAUGCCGUGGCCACGGCCAACGCCCCUCAGACUCGCGCGUCGCUCCAGUCCCAGAUGGACGCGGUAGCCACGUCGAUGGGAGCUCAGCUGCGGCUGCAAGGGCACGCCCAAGCAGGGGCAACAGGCAACCUCAGGGCGCCCAUGAGCCGACAGUCGACAUUCCCCACAGUCCAUCACCUCCACGGCACCACCGGCGACGCGAUGGGCAUGGUGGGCAAUAUAGGGCACCUCCACAGCAAGCCGACUGCAUGCGGCGGCAGACAGCCCGGCAGCAAGCCACAGCUGGACCGCCGCAGCUCACUCGAGUCGGUGCAGCUCGGGGGGCUUCACGGCAUGGUGCAGCGGAGCGCCACUCUGGGCCUGGGGCGGCCGGGCAGCUUCGAGGGCUACCCGAUGGCCGAGGAGGUGCCCAGCACGGUGGGCGGGAGUGGGGUGGACAGCACGGCGAGCUGCCGGAGCGGCGGAGGGCCGCGGACUGCCACACACGUCGGGUGGUGUGUGAGCCCGAUGAUCAAGAAGCUCGACCGAAGCGACAGUGAGGACAGCAGCGCUACCGGCGGCAGCGAGGGCGAGGCGACGGUUGUGGCGGAUGCCACCUCUCCCACGGCGCAUGACGAAACGGAGACGACAGAGACUAGUGAGGGGAAUGAGGAGAGCGAGCUGGCGGCCAUCAAGACAGUCGAGACUCCUCCUGCAGCGAAGGCAGGCAAGCCCCGCCCCGAGAUCGAGAUCGAUUUGGACGCCGAGGUCAUUGACGAGCCCUGGGAGAUCGAUGUCUCGACCCGCGACACCGUCACCAGUGAGGACGAGCAGCAGCUCCGCGACACCCUCGCUGCCUCGCUGCCCGCCAUCGACGUUGACAACGACAACUCGCCGCAGACGUCGAUCGCGUCCCCCACUGACACCGCGCACUCGUCAUACGAGUCGCUGAUGAUCUCCGACCCCUCCCGCCCCCCGUCGCCCGUCCCCAGGGUCAUCGUCACCGCUGCACCAUCUCCAUGUGACACCAUUGACAGCACCAGCAAGGGCUGGGGUGGAGACGAAAAGGAGGACGUCAAGCCGGCAGUGUCGCCAUCCCUGACGGCCGAGUACCCCGGCAGGGUCAACCUGGCCAUUCCGCCGUCGCCCGCGUCGCCCGUUACGAGCCACUUCACCCCGCCCAUGGCGCGCACCUGCCGCUGCACCAUCCUGCCGUCCACCCCGCAGACAUCCGAGGACGGCGAGAGCGAGUCGGAGAAGUCCUCCCCCGACUUUCCGGCGACGCCAUUCCCCUCCCCUCCCCUGUCGCCACCCACGGCCGCACACAAAGCCAAUGCUAAUCGGGAGAUGCCGCCGGGGCUUCCGCGGCUGCAGGUGCUGCCGCCCCCCGCCCCACACUCCCUCUCGUCGCUCGACCACCUGACCGACACGGCCGCCAUGAGUGCAGCGGACGACUCGUGCAGCGUCAACUGGAAGGACCGCUUGACGCCGCGCUCCGUGACGACGGAGGACACGGGGUGGGGACUGUACGACCGCUCGGGGGCGUCGUCGGUUGCAGGUGGGAUGGAGAGCCGCACACCCUCCAUCCGGCCAUCUGACGGGUCGGAGUACGCAUGGACGCCCAGGCACUGGGACGGUGACGAUGUGUCGCCGCAGGAUACUGGGAGUUCCAAUGCGAGUGCGGCAUCAUCAGUGGCGGUGGCCCCUUCCGACCCCGAGGGAGGAGAGUUCGCGGGCGUGAGCGUGCGUGAGCGCGUGUCUGCGAUCGAGGCGUGUGCUGAGGCUGCGGUCCGUUGUAAUGGUACUGGUGCUGAGGUGAUGAAGGCAGAAAUGGGAUGUGGCCGUUAUUUGCGCCCUCCCUUCCUGCAGCUGCCUCCCCGCAGCAGCCACCUGUGUGCGUCUUCUGUGCCUGUGUCUGUGUCGUCCAUGUGUGGCUCGCCCCCUCCCCUCCCUAGCUCUCCUAUGGUAUAGAUGACACGCGUAAAACCUAGGACUAGCAAUGGACACUGGGAUACCGGGGGCGAUGCAUGCAUGCCUUCCGUGCCACCUACCCACCCACAGCACGGAAAGCACGCUCACACACACUGAUGGCCAUCCCCACACAGACAGACAGACAGACAGGCGGACACAGACGAGCAGGCAACCAUGAG
This is a messenger RNA of Vitrella brassicaformis, 4413 nucleotides long. NCBI's taxonomy places the organism in Eukaryota, Vitrellaceae. The record is from the annotation of a GenBank genome assembly.